Messenger RNA from Lactuca sativa (garden lettuce), 1215 nucleotides. The record is from RefSeq and is a predicted model, not a curated record. NCBI's taxonomy places the organism in Eukaryota, Viridiplantae, Streptophyta, Magnoliopsida, Asterales, Asteraceae.
AUGGGCAGGGAUGCAAACAACCACAUAUUCCCUAUUGCAUGGGCUGUGGUGGCAGUAGAAAAUAAAGAAACAUGGAAGUGGUUUCUUGACCUCCUACUGGAUGACAUUGAAAUGAGAAUUGGUCAUGGAUUGACCCUCAUAUCAGACCAACACAAGGGAUUGGUAGACGCUGUCAAAGAAAGAGUUCCAGUAGCAGAGCAUAGACAAUGUGUUAGGCACAUAUAUGCUAACUUCAAGAAAAGAUUCAAAGGUGAACAAUAUAUGAAGUUGUUUUGGGCAGCUGCUGCUAGUACUACUCAACCUAAAUUUGAGGCAGAAAUGAAUUUCAUAAAAAAAAUUGACCCUUUAGGUUAUGAACACCUCAUGGAAAGGGACCCUAAAAGUUGGAAGAGACCAUUCCUCACCAUGUUGGAAGAGAUUCGGAUUUAUGCAAUAGAGAGGAUGUAUAGAAUGCUACUAGAGGGAAAAAGUUGGGGUAAUUUAAAAAUAUGCCCAUCUAUAAGAUUAAAGAUAUCAAAGCUAAAGAAACAUCAAAGAUUAAUAGAACUUGUUAUUUUUAUGGACAAAUUUUGGGGAGUUAUACCUUCUGAGGUACAAAAAUAUGAGGUUAGGAUUGGAAAUGAUGGAUAUGUUAUGGACCUUACCAACAACACAUGUGGAUAUAGAUCUUGGCAAGUAUCAGGUAUCCCAUGUGUGCAUGAAGUGGCAUCCAUUUCAUACCUCAACAAGAAUGCAGAGGAUUAUGUUGCACCAUGGUUCCAUACAACCAUGUUCUUGACUUGUUACAACCAUACCAUUAAUCCACUUAAUGGUAGUUCCAUGCGGCCUGAAGCUCCCUACAUGAAGCCAUUGCCUCCUAAAAAAAAAGGGUUACCAGGAAGGUCAACCCUUAAAAGGAAAAUGGAUCAAUCUGAGAGGGAAAGCAAGAGGAAAACAAAACAUACUAUCUCAAAAGCAGGUAAAGUGGAACCAGUUCAAGUGGAUCCAAUUCAAGUAGAUCCAAUUCAAGUGGAUCCAGUUCAAGUAAAUCCAGCUCCACAUGUUGCACUAAUUGAUGAUCCAGCUCCACAUGUUGAACCAGUAGAUGAUCCAGCUCCACAUGUUGAACCAAUUCAAGUAGAUGAUCCACAUCCAAAUGUUGAUACCCAAGUAGAUGAUCUUAUUAAUGAUGUCCCUGCUCAACCAGUUUCAAUUAGGCAGAGGAUACGAAAAUAA